This is a messenger RNA of Manacus vitellinus (golden-collared manakin), 1393 nucleotides long. Its product is annotated as selenoprotein Pb-like. The record is from RefSeq and is a predicted model, not a curated record. The transcript is spliced from 5 exons. Gene Ontology annotation, cellular component: extracellular region. Gene Ontology annotation, biological process: selenium compound metabolic process. NCBI's taxonomy places the organism in Eukaryota, Metazoa, Chordata, Aves, Passeriformes, Pipridae. The coding region runs from base 117 to 689 and encodes 190 amino acids. Gene Ontology annotation, molecular function: selenium binding.
CGGGGAGAGUGGACAGGAGAUAAAAGGGAGAUCAGGGCCAGCUGGAAGUUGCUGAAAGCUGCUGGGACUGGGAGCAAGGGAGGACGGCAGCGAGAAGUGCGGGCCCAGAGUCCGGGAUGAGGCUGCUGGUGCUGGCCCUGGCCACCUGGCUGGGGCUGGCCUCGGCCUCUGAGGAGGUGGCCAACAGCAGCCGGAUCUGCCAGGAGGCACCAGCAUGGAGCAUCAAUGGCUCGAGCCCCAUGGAGGGGGCGGCAGGGCAGGUGACCGUGGUGGCUCUCGACAAGGACGACUUCCUUGUCUAUGACCGGUGCGGCCGCCUGGCUUUCCACAUCCAGCUGCCCUUCAGCUUCCUCUACUUCCCCUACGUGGAGUCGGCCAUCCGCUUCACCCACAGCAAGGACUUCUGCGGCAACUGCUCCCUCUACCCCAACACUACACAGGAGGCUAACAGUACCAUGGAGGUCCCUGUAACCCCGAGCCCGCUUCCUGAACAUGAAGGGAAGGAGUCAGGGACCCCCAUCCACCAGCACAAGCCCCUCCAUCCUCAUCGCCACCAUGAGGUCAGCAAUGAGAGAGCCACAAACCCAAGUGGGGACCACGAACCUGCUGCCCAUCCUCACCACCACCAUGGGGACCAUGAUCAUCUCCAUCACAAGGGGAAGAAGCAGAAGGAGGGGAAUGAGCACUAAGCCAGGCUGGGCAGCCUUGCAGAACCCGGUAGUGUGCAGAACACCCCAACUCACUUCACAGAGGCGAGGAAGGACUUGCUUUGGGCUGCUGGUCACCAGCAGCACUGGUACAACAACUCCCUCCAGCAUCCCCCAUGUGGGUCACACUCCCACACUGUGGUAGCGAUGGAAAUCUCCCUCGGACCCUGCUCAGUGCUGCAUUUUCCACCCCGGGGCUCAGUUCUGAGCCUUCCUCUGCUGCUGUCUGCCUUUCCAUGCUCAAUGAAGCCCGCUGUGCAAACCAGGAGGUCCCUGGUCACUGCUGGCUGACACUGCAUGGAGCAGCAGGGCAGGGAUGGAGGGGCCAGAGCUGGGAUGGAAGCAGCACUGCCAGCACCCUCUGCCCAUCCCAACACUUCUGGGGCACCCGUGGGUGUCCUGGCCAGGGAGCGAGGGGAGGGACAGUGUGUGCCCUGCAGGACAUGGUCCCAGGAGUGCACAAGAAGUGGUGGGAUGUCACAGCUCCCCAUGGUCCAAACCCCAUACCCCCAUAGCUGUCACAUCCUGGGGACCCCUCAGACCGUGCACACGGGUAUGUGCAGUGGUGGUGGGUGGCCGCAAGAUGGUGGCCUUGUCCCCUCUUGGAGACCCAGGGGCUGUAUGGAAGGGCCCCCAGCCCUGGGAGGAAGGGGUGAGGAUCCCGGGGUCUCUCCUGGGGGAAGCGA